Messenger RNA from Zea mays, 1830 nucleotides. RefSeq lists its product as uncharacterized. Gene Ontology annotation, cellular component: membrane. The record is from RefSeq and is marked validated. NCBI's taxonomy places the organism in Eukaryota, Viridiplantae, Streptophyta, Magnoliopsida, Poales, Poaceae.
AUUCCUGCCCCCUCUACCCGCCCGCCGCCGCGCGGACGACGGGAGACGCCGGCACCAUGCUCUGCCUCUCGCUGUGCGCACCGCACCUUCACCUCCACCUCCCCCGCAGCCCGACCGCACGACCCGCCGCCGCCACGUGCAGGAACGCGCGCUGCAUCGGCGUCACGCUAUGCCUCCGGAUGCCGACGACACCGGAGGAACGGCGGCAGAAGCGCGGGCUGGCCCAGUUCCUGGACUUAUCGGCCGCGCCGACACUCACGCCACCCGCGCCCACGCCCGUGCAUCUCACGCCCGCGGCCAAACGGCGCGGGGCGCUGCGGGAGAUGCGCCGGGUGUGGUGGGUGUGCGGGGUCGGGUACUGGGUGCAGGGGUUCCGCUGCUUCCCGUGGCUGGCACUCAACUUCCACCUCACGCGCGGCAUGGGGCUCAGCCCCGCCGGCCUGCAACUCCUGCAGAACGCUGGGAGCCUCCCGCUCGUCGCCAAGCCGCUCUUCGGGGUCCUCUCCGAUGCCGUCUACAUCGGCCGCGCCCACCGCAUACCCUACAUCUCCCUUGGAGUGUGGCUGCAGCUCAUUGCUUGGGGAGUACUUGCAACCAUUCCAGUUACAGGGGAUGCGUUUCCAACUCUAAUGGCAUGCAUUCUCAUUGGAAAUCUAGGAGCAUCUGUCACAGAAGUCGUAAGUGAUGCUGUUGUCACGGAGUUCAGUAGGACACAGAAGGCUGGUGUACUACAGUCAUAUGCAUUCGUAGCCCUGGCUGCAGGAUCCUUGCUGGGGAACUUGUCUGGUGGUUACAUUCUGCUUAAAACACAGGAACCAAAGAUCAUGUUCACAGCAUUCUCAGUCCUUCUUGGCUUCCAGCUAGCACUGUCCCUAAGUACAAAAGAGACAUUGCCAAGCUCUCGAGGAAACUCCAGAAAUCGUCUUGUCAAAAGCUCUUUGGCAGCUAACUUCCGCAAGCAAUUCUCAAACUUGAUGACAGCGAUCAGAGAGGAAAGGAUCUUAUACCCUCUUGCAUGGAUCAUGACAUCCUUUGCUGUUGUGCCUGUUCUUUCUGGAACCAUGUUCUGCUUUCAAACACAGUAUUUGAAUCUCGAUCCAUCGGUUAUUGGUCUAUCGAAAGUUGUGGGACAGGUCAUGGUCUUAUCACUAACUGUACUCUACAAUCGAUAUCUUAAAAGGAUACCACUGAGGUGCCUUACCACAGGACUUCAGAUACUAUAUGCUCUGGCAGUUUUGUCAGAUUUGAUCCUUGUGAAACAAGUAAACCUUGUGCUAGGGAUACCGAACGAGAUUCAUGUUCUUUGCUUCUCAGCUCUAGCUGAAGCUCUAGCUCAGUUCAAGGUAUUGCCAUUCUCGGUUUUGUUGUCAAGUCUCUGCCCACCAGGCUGUGAAGGUUCUUUGUUCGCCUUCUUCACAUCUGGACUGGUGCUUUCAGCAAUACUUAGUGGAGUAUUCGGAGUUGGAUUGUCCACCCUGAUCGGUGUGUCUUCUGUGGACUACUCCAGCUUGCCUUUGGGUAUUUUGCUGCAAAGUUUGGCUGCAUUGCUACCGUUGGGAUGGAUAUCCUUUGUGCCUGAGAAAUGGACUGCCGAUGACACGGUUGUAAUAAAAAGAUGAAGUGUUUUCACCAUACAAAUUUCCAGGCAAGAUCCUGUUAGGCAAUGACACAAUGUAGAUAAAUGUAGCCCACCCAGUCAACACUGGUGAGGUUACAUGUAUAGGUAUCCAGAUUCUCUUCAAUUAGAAUAGUUCUUAUUAUUACUGUACUAUAUGCAAUACAGGAUAGCCCUUAUGCUCCUGCUGAAUAUAGCACACAAAUUGCAUUGAA